UAGCAUGGCGGCCUAAGCGUGAAGACGCGUUUUUGUAGGGCUGUCCGUCAACUCAUGUCUUUUUGCGAAGGAGCGCUAGAAUAGUUUGCAAACAGUAGUGUUUUAAUGAAAAAGCGGAAGGAACGAGGUUCCAGUAGCUCUAGCGCCUCAACGGUAUCGCCCCAGCCAAAAAAGUUUAUGGAAGUAUUUGAGAAGGAAACAAUGGCGGAGAAAGGGGAAGUUAGCAAGUCUACUAAAAAGCAGCCAGUGACGCUUGAGUCAAUUUGGUUAGUCCUUUUAGAAGUUCAAGCAAACACCCAAGGUUUAAAGGAAGAAGUUGGGGACUUGAAGAGAGCAUUUAGUGUGCAGGAAGCGCAAAUAAAGGAUUUGGAGAAGAAGAGUGUGGCGCUAGACACGAGGGUCUCCACUCUCGGGAAACUUGUUGUUCGAGUUGAGGAAAACGCGGCGAAUGAAGAAUACAUAGAAAAGUUGAAAGCUAAGCUAGAUUCAUUGGAACAAUAUACCAGGAAGAACUCGAUAGAAAUAGCGGGGAUGCCGAGUGGCACUUUUUCAUGCGGGGAAGUCGUAAUAAAUAUGGCAAGAAUGUUGAAGGUGGAUAUCAAGACGGAGGAUAUUGGAAUUUCACAUCGGCUAGAGAAGAGGAAGCAAGACAAGUUCAGUCCUCUUAUCGCUAGGUUUAUCUGUCGCAAGAAAAAAGCGGCGUUCUUAAAAGCUAGGGAAGGCCUUAAAGAAGUACAGUACUGGGAGUUGGAUCUAGUCGGGCUGGAGAAACCAGCGUGCAUUGAUGCGAAGGUUUAUGGGCGCAUAUUUGUAAAUGAAAAUCUAACGCCAGCUAGAAGAAGGAUCUUGGGGAGAGCAUUGGCUAUGAGGAAGAAGAAGAUGCUGUUCAGUGCUUGGUCGCUAGACGGAAAGAUUUUCAUCAAGAGGUCAGAACAAGGGAUGGUUGAAAAAGUCGAGUCUCUGCAAGCCCUGGACGCAGCUUGAGAACGGUACAAAAUGCAGAAUUACUGUGCGAUAUUAUCCCAGCACCCUCGACGGAUCAUUCGGCGGUUACCAUAGAAUUUAAGGCUGACGGUAACGUUAGAAGAGGGCCAUCCUUUUGGAAAUUUAAUAAUUCCUUAUUGAAAACAGUGGUUUACGUAAAUGAGUUAACUAAAUGCAUAGAUAUUUGGAAACAAGAGUUAGUUGAAGAAGGAAUUGAUAAUUCGCA
This is a messenger RNA of Nematostella vectensis (starlet sea anemone), 1210 nucleotides long. RefSeq lists its product as uncharacterized. The coding region runs from base 106 to 984 and encodes 292 amino acids. NCBI's taxonomy places the organism in Eukaryota, Metazoa, Cnidaria, Anthozoa, Actiniaria, Edwardsiidae. The transcript is spliced from 2 exons. The record is from RefSeq and is a predicted model, not a curated record.